CGGUUGCCUUUCCCGCACCCUCCGUUACGGAGACGGAGGCGCGCAGGAAAGACAGAGAAAAGAGGGGGGACGACGCUAAAAAUCCCCUUAGUUUUCCCAAUCUCUCCCAGUCGCCGAGCCUCCCACCACAGGCGGCGGCGGCGGCGAGGAAUAGCCUGACCGAGUACCGCGGAUAGGCAGGCAGCCAUGGGCGGGCACGGCGGGCUGAACAUCCUUCCGCAGAAGCGGUGGAACGUCUACAACUUCGACAACCGCGAGAAGGUCCGCAACGACGAGGCCGCCGCCGCCCGUGAGGAACAGCUCCAGCGCGAGUCUGACCGCCGACGCGAGUCCGACCUCCGUCUCGCUGCGCUCCGCCGCAACCGUGGCCUCCAGUCCGACUCGCCCUCUGCCGCUCCCCCGCCCCCUGACCCUCCCGCCAGCGCCGGGCCCGCUGCGGAUCCGGCGGACGCCCCCUCGUCUGCUGCCGCCUCCGACGGCGACCACAUCAACCUCUUCUCUGGCGAGUCCGACUUCGCCGCGCUUGCCUCGCUUAACGGGGGGAGGGGCGCGGCGCGGGAGCGGGAGCCUGAAGCGAACCCUAAGACCAACCCUAAGAAGCGGAAGAAGGAGGAGGAGGUCAGGGCGGUGGGGCCCGACGAGGAGAAGUACAGGCUGGGCUACGGGCUCGCCGGGAAGGGCGUGGCGGCGCCGUGGUACAUGUCGAGCCCUGCCGCCGCGUCUGCGGCGGCAGCGGCGAAGGAUGGGAGGGGCAGAGAUGCAGGGGAAGGGAGCGGGGGGAAGAGGAGUGGGGGGAAGAAGAGCAUCGAGGAGCUGAGAGAGGAGAGGAGGAAGAGGGAGGCCAAGGAAAAGGAGCGCGAGCGCGCCCUGCUUGCAACUGCGGGGAGGAAUGAGAGGCAAGCGGAUCGGAGCCGCCCGUCGAGGAGGGCACGAUGAUGCAAGAAUUCUCAUGGUGUAAUGUGCAGGAUUUGCAAAGAAUGUUCGGUGAAGAAAAGGAGUCAGGGAACUGAAGAUAGCCUUACUAGCUUAUCCAAGGAGAUUGCAGAGGAUACAUGUGACAGUUACGCUGUUCAGUCGCUAAGGACAGCUUAAGAGCAGUUCAAGAACAUAUGGAUCAGUAACAAUUAGUUUGUGUGAUUUGUCAGAAAUCGUUUUUCUUUGUGGGAAUUUUUUUUUUCUGUAAUUUGUAAAACACACUCUGCCUACUGCACUAAGAAUCUUACAUUGCACUUCUUCGUUUGCUUGUAAAGUUUAUGUACAUGUUUGUGGAAUAUUCUGAAAUCUUAUCGAAUCAGAUAACUUCAACUUGCACGCUA
This is a messenger RNA of Phragmites australis (common reed), 1316 nucleotides long. RefSeq lists its product as uncharacterized. The record is from RefSeq and is a predicted model, not a curated record. The transcript is spliced from 3 exons. The coding region runs from base 187 to 936 and encodes 249 amino acids. NCBI's taxonomy places the organism in Eukaryota, Viridiplantae, Streptophyta, Magnoliopsida, Poales, Poaceae.